Molecule: messenger RNA, 1159 nt
Organism: Conger conger (European conger)
Lineage: Eukaryota; Metazoa; Chordata; Actinopteri; Anguilliformes; Congridae
Gene: dleu7
Product: deleted in lymphocytic leukemia 7
Exons: 2
Coding region: 86-673 (195 amino acids)
Source: RefSeq, a predicted model, not a curated record
UUCUUUAGAAUGCGACUACAGUGCGGUGAGUCUCAUCUAAUGUUCGACUCGCCCAGCUUCCAGGCGUAUUUCUUGGCUGCGAAGAAUGCAGGUGGGUGCUACAAUCUACAACUCUAUGGAGCACCAGGUUGAGGCUCUUAAAUUCUUGAAGAAGGUACACUUCCAGGAAAUUGCAAACGGCAACAGCAGCAUCGAGCUCCGAGGAGACGAUCGAGGUGGUUCGGAAAAAGAAAAGGCUGGUUUGGACAGCAAUUCCUCGGUUAAUCAUGUGUGCGGUAGGAGUAAUUUGAAAAACGACUCGGACUCGACAACAGGUGUGUCAACAAGAAGGGCUGUUCGGACGAUCGCCGAGAGAGCCCGUGACAGUAUUUUCUCAAGGUUAACAGAAAUAGCCUACGAAAUCAUCUCGGUGGAAGAAGAGCUCUGUCGUUCUGCCCCUAAGGAUCAAAGCAUUUCGCUUCACCCCAAGGAUAGCAUUGAGCUGAGGAACAUAUGCGCACGGAUAUCUGCGAGUGAUGCGGGUUGUCUGUCGGAGCGAGACCUGAAAGAACUCGGUCACUGCUUGAGGCGCAUCGUCGACAGCCUGUUGUGUUCUUUCACCCACAACUGCCUCGCGGUCACUAAGGCAACAAACAGACUCAGAGGGAUCUGCGAUAUCUUCCCGGACUUUUGAACAACCUCAGCCACAAGAACAUGUUAAAAGUGACAGGUAGACAUCAGAAGUUAGAAUGUGUGUAAUUAUAUGCAUUGUCAGCAUAACAAACCUUACAUUCCUGCAGUUACUAUGUAGCCUACCUGGUACAGUGUCUACAAGCUAAAGGCAUUCGUCCUGAAUAGCAGGUUUUGUUACUUAUCAAUCCAAAUGAGAUUAAUGCAAAUUCUUUAACUGCUAUAAUCUACCUAGAAAGACUUCAGAAUUGAAAAGCAGGUUUCUCCACUGGCUGUCAGUGCUGCAGGGAAGCUCAGACUGCAAGUUCUUGAGAUGCCAAGCAUUUUUCAGCUGCACGCCUAAGAGCUUCCUGCUGCACUGCCCCGCCUCUCUCAUGCUGUGUUUUUGUUUUAAGAGCUCUCAGGAGGAGUUUAAAUGUAAAAAAAGAAAAGGAAAAAGAAAGAAUGCUUCAAUAAAACCUAAACUUAAGGGAAAAAAAAUCCAGCUGAA